AUGGUGGAGGAUUUUCCAUCGCUGAAGGCCAAGUGGGUGGUGAUGCAGCACGCCAAGAAGCCUGCUACCAUCUUUGACGAUCUUGCGUUCGUCCCCGAGCACGACCUACUGGAUGCCUCGUGGCUCGACAACGCCGCGCACGAUCUUCCGAGCAAGGCGGCGAGCAGGCAGGGCAAGCCAGCGUGGCAAGUGCAUCUCAAGCCCCCCCAGCCCGCCUCCACCGACGUUGCCCCCUCAUCUCUCCGCAAUUCCCCCCUUCCGCGCGAUGCCAAUCUCGAGGGCCUCCUCGCCGCGCAGCUCCCGCCGCCGGGAGGUGCGGCUGGAAACGCGGCAGGGAACGCGGCGGCGCUGCGCGAGGAAGAGAUGGAGGCGUGGUUUCAGUACCCGCUGGGCGAGCCCAUAGACGGUUUCGGGCGGUUCAGAGCGGUGGAGGGGCUUAGUGUCGAUGACGGCGGACAGGGGUUGGAGGGUUGGCGCGCAGAUGAGAUUUCCGCCGUGGAUCUUGCGCGGGGGAAGGCGGCUGCUGGCUCUCGCGCAAGCCUUGCGGAAUUAGCGGCGCUUUCGCAGGCCGGAGCUGGCGCAGACACGGGCGCACAUGCCGGGGGGCUUUGCGGAAACUCACAGGCGCAGCAGCGCGCCGAGCCGGUUGGCGUUCCCGCGACUGAGGUGGGAGGCAGAGGCGCGGGGCAGAUGGGCGGACUGAACAGCAUGGUGGCGGCGUCGCUGUUGGCGCAGAAGCGGGGCUUUGGCGGGCUCGGCGGAGCGGAAGCCGGCGGGGGUGGCGCGGGGGAAAGAGUUUCCGCCGCUCCUGGCGGUGCCGCGGGCGCGUCGUCGAGUGCGGCGGCUCCCCUCAGCGGCAGCGCGGGCAUCGCGGGUGUGAGCGCGCGCCUGGCGAAUAAGGCCCUCGCGGCUCUUAAAACUGGCAAGCUCGCGUCACCUCCCGCGUCGUCCGCUGGCGAUUCCAACGCGCUCGCCGUCGCUCCUACUGAGGGGAUUCGCGACGCGACGGUCGGCACGGCGGCAACUGCGGCGGCUGGCACGGCGUCAGGAGCGGCAGGUGCGCCGGCACCGGGUGCGUCGAAGCCUCCCGCCUCGCAUGGUAACGUGCCGCGCCCGACCAGCGAGUCUAACGCCAGUGCCGCCGCGAUUGCCGGCGCGUCAAACGGCGUGGUGACAGGCAACUGCGGGCCAACCGCGCGGCAAAGUGCGGCGUGUCGGCCUUUGCCGUACGCCCCUUUAAACGUGUCGCGCCAGCAGCAGCCGCAGCAGCGGCAGUUGCGGGCCGACGCGCGGCAACCCGAUCAAACGCAGGAGCCGGCGGGGAAUGCGGCGGAGCGUUCGCCUGACGCGGGGCACGCGUCGACGGUGACGAGCAACGCGCCCGCGACUUGCGGCGCGAACGGCGCGCACAAAGCGGAAAGAGCCGCGACGGGCAGCUCCGGAAUGGAGGGGGAGGGGUUGGGAUGUGGGAGGGAGGAUUGGGGGGCGGAAACAAUUGGGGUGGUUUUUUUAAGGUGCAUGGCGUGUAUGCGUAUUGUGCUCGCCGCGCUCCCGCGCUCCCGUGCGCCCAUCUGCAUAGCACUUCCCCCUGUCCGUUCCUUUCCCCCCACCUCAUCCGUUCCGCCGUCUCAUCCGUUCCACCGUCUCUUCCGUUCCGCGUCUCAUCCGUUCCCCCGCCUCCCCCCGCGCGUGUUUGUGCGUGUGAUUCCCCCCCCGCGCGCAGAGGCGGCGGGAUCGCAUCAACGAGCGCAUGAAGGCGCUGCAGCAGCUCAUCCCCAACUCCAACAAGACGGACAAGGCGUCGAUGCUGGACGAGGCAAUAGACUCCCCGCCCCUGGCGCGGCUCUGGGGGGGUUCGGGCUCGGGGGAAUGGGAAUGGGGGGGAUGGACCUGGGCGAUAUGGGCCUGGGGAUGGGGGGAAUGGGGGGAAUGGGCGGAAUGGGCGCAAUGGGCGGACUAGGGGGAUUGGGGCUCGGCAUGGGGGGCCUGGGGCUGGGAGGCAUGGGAGGUUUGGGUAUGGGCAUGGGCGCAGGGAUGGGCGCAGGGAUGGGCGCAGGCAUGGGCGCAGGGAUGGGCGCAGGCAUGGGCGCAGGCAUGGGCGCAGGCAUGGGCGCAGGCAUGGGCGCAGGGAUGGGCGCAGGCAUGGGCAUGGCGGGUGCAGCAGCAGCAGCAGCAGCAGCAGCGGCUGAUGGCGCAGCUGCAGGCGCAGCAGCAGCAGCAGCAGCAGCAGCAGCAGCAGCAGCAGCAGCAGCAGCAGCAGCGGCAGCAGCAGCUGCAGCAACAGCAGCAGCAGCAGCAGCAGCAGGCGCAGCAGCAGCAGCAGAGGGAGAGGCAGGUGCAGCAGGCGAGGGAGAGAUCAGCACUGGGAGCGGGCAUGUCAGCUGA
Messenger RNA from Closterium sp. Yama58-4, 2385 nucleotides. The record is from the annotation of a GenBank genome assembly. Lineage: Eukaryota; Viridiplantae; Streptophyta; Zygnematophyceae; Desmidiales; Closteriaceae.